AUGUUCACGACGCGUGCAACCGUGACUGGAUUUCUACCACUGCCACUAUUGAUACGCACCAAAUUCAUCUCGCUCGAGCAUGACAAGGAAAACAUACACCCAGCAAAAGCUGGCAGACUCAGUGUCAAUUCGCCUGCGGCCAUCGACCGUCUCAUAAAGCCUUUCAAAUGUCCCGGCUCAGCCAAUUCCCGCAAGUCCAAAGGCGAGCCUGCCAGAAAGAGAAGAAAGGUCAAUUAUGCUGAAGUGGACGGCGGAGCUGAAGAUACAAGUGGUGGUUUUACGCUCGAUGAAGAUUCUGUGACUCUCAAAGACCGGUUUCCAAUCUUCAAGGUCAAGGAUAAAGAAACGACGUUUCGAGCUCGAUUCUCCAUCCCUUUAAUCAACAAGAAUGCCUUUGAUCCGUCACGACCAGCGCCUAGUCUGGGAAUGCGCCUAGGUCAUGGUUUCGUCAAUAAGCCUUUACAUGAUCCCAGUGGAGAAUUCGCAAUCGUCCUAUAUGACCCAACUAUAGACGAGAAGCCUGAGGAGAAUGCUACGGACAAACAAGAGGAGGAAAAGCCGAAGCUUGACACACCUCUCAUGCACAAAAGCUUGGCCGAAAUACUUGGUAUUAAGAAACAAGUAGAAGGCGAGAGACCCAAAGUACCGGUGGUCAUUGAUCCAAGGCUGGCCAAAGUACUGCGGCCCCAUCAGGUGGAAGGAGUCAAAUUUCUGUACAGAUGUACCACAGGUCUUGUGGAUGAGAAGGCCAAGGGUUGCAUUAUGGCGGAUGAAAUGGGCUUGGGAAAGACUCUUCAAUGCAUCACCCUCAUGUGGACAUUACUCAAGCAAUCUCCGGAGGCCGGCAAAUCCACAAUUCAGAAAUGUGUUAUUGCAUGCCCUGCCAGUCUGGUCAAAAACUGGGCAAAUGAACUUGUUAAAUGGCUCGGCGAGGGCGCUAUCAACCCCUUUGCCAUUGACGGAAAGGCGACGAAGGAAGAGCUCACGAUGCAAUUGAAACAAUGGGCAAUGGCUACCGGCCGAGGCAUUGCGAGACCCGUCCUGAUCGUGUCCUAUGAAUCCCUCAGGUUGAAUAUCGAGGAGCUCAAAGACGUUAAGAUCGGGUUGAUGCUAUGUGAUGAAGGUCACCGCUUGAAGAACUCCGAAAGCGAGACAUAUAUGGCAUUGACCGGUUUGAAUGUUGACCGACGGGUCAUUCUGUCAGGGACACCUAUCCAGAACGAUCUCACUGAGUAUUAUGCCUUGCUGGAUUUCGCAAAUCCGGGUUACCUGGGGACCAAGGCCGACUUCCGGAAGAAAUUCGAACUGCCUAUUCUCCGCGGUCGCGAUGCUGCCGGAUCAGACGCGGACAAGAAAAAGGGUGAAGAAGCCAAUGCCGAGCUGGGGUCGCUGGUCAAGAAAUUCAUCAUCCGAAGGACGAACGACAUCCUAUCCAAAUACUUGCCUGUCAAGUAUGAACAUGUGGUGUUCUGCAACCUUGCCCCAUUUCAGAAAGAUCUUUAUAACCACUUCAUUCAAAGCCCUGACAUCAAGAGUCUAUUAAGAGGCAAAGGCAGCCAGCCGUUGAAGGCAAUCGGGAUUCUCAAGAAGCUGUGCAAUCACCCCGAUCUUUUGGACCUGGAGAAGGACCUUCCAGGGAGCGAGAAGUAUUGGCCUGAUGACUAUGUUCCCAAAGAGGCUCGUGGUCGCGACCGUGAUGUCAAAUCAUGGCACUCUGGCAAAUUUUCGGUUCUAGAGCGUAUGCUUGCUCGGAUCCGUCAAGACACAAACGACAAGAUUGUGCUCAUUAGCAACUACACUCAGACUUUGGAUGUCUUUGAAAAGCUAUGCCGUGCACGCAAUUACGGAUGUCUUCGACUCGACGGCACCAUGAAUGUCAAUAAACGACAGAAGCUCGUGGACAAGUUCAACGAUCCAAACGGGGAAGAAUUCGUCUUCUUAUUGAGCAGCAAGGCCGGUGGCUGUGGUAUCAACUUGAUCGGUGCCAAUCGUCUUGUUCUGUUUGACCCGGAUUGGAAUCCGGCAGCUGACCAGCAGGCUCUUGCUCGUGUGUGGCGCGAUGGCCAGAAAAAGGACUGCUUCGUGUACAGGUUCAUGGGGACAGGUACCAUCGAAGAGAAGAUUUUCCAGCGCCAAUCACAUAAGCAGGCCCUUUCGUCGACAGUGGUGGAUUCGGCGGAAGAUGUCGAGCGGCAUUUUACUCUCGAUUCCUUGCGAGAGCUGUUCCAGUUCAAACCGGAUACCACCAGUGACACCCAUGACACAUUCAAAUGUAAACGGUGCAAACCAGACGGCACACAACAAAUCAAGCGCCAGCCAUGCUUUACGGUGACACAAGCUCUUGGAAUCAUUUCGUCAACUCUGGAGAGAAGGGCCCUCUCGGCAAGAUUCAAGACCUCUUGCUCCGACAAGAGGCGUCGGAAGAGGCAGUGA
Molecule: messenger RNA, 2433 nt
Organism: Fonsecaea monophora
Lineage: Eukaryota; Fungi; Ascomycota; Eurotiomycetes; Chaetothyriales; Herpotrichiellaceae
Exons: 2
Coding region: 1-2433 (810 amino acids)
Biological process (GO): reciprocal meiotic recombination; double-strand break repair via synthesis-dependent strand annealing
Cellular component (GO): nucleus
Molecular function (GO): ATP binding; DNA translocase activity; hydrolase activity, acting on acid anhydrides
Source: RefSeq, a predicted model, not a curated record